AUGGCUAGUGAAGAAGUAAGUAUCGAACUUAAAAACAAGCCACCUAAUGGAGAUAAAGAUACUAUUACGUAUCAAGGAAGUACUACUACCGGAACCGGUAAUGUUAAAAUUACCGUCGAAAGAACCACUCACCCUCUUGGAUCUGACUUCCUCAAGUAUGAGCAUACUCUACAGACUAAAGGAGAGUUUAUAUUAAAGGAAAUCCAGGAUAAUGGUGGCAAAAUCGAUGUUAUUGGACUUAAAGAUGUUCCUAGGAAUGAUGGCGGUAGUAAUGAAUGGAUUGUACUAGGUGGACAUAACCAUUCUAAACCUCCACUCAUCGGCGGUGACAUUGAAAGAACACUAGAUGAUUUAGUCUGUUCUAACUAUGAUGCAGUUACCUUGGAUCUUGGCAAAAGUGUAUCCUUUAGUGGUGAUAAGCCAUAUUGUUGUCGUUGCGUUUACCAUGGUGAUAAUGACGAUCAGCGGAAGAUUUUUGUUACUCUUAGGAAAGUUUUCUGUAAACAACAUACACAAAAUUCCAUUCAAUAUUGUAAACAUACCAUUAAAAAUCCUCAGAAUAGAGUUGCCAGGAUAAGGUACUAUAUUGGUGAUACUGAUACUAAUACUCAUAGUAAUAGAAGACGUAUAAAGUAUAUUGGGUUAGACCUUCCCAUGGAUGGUGUCAAAGCAGUUUACGCUUCAUAUUGUGACGGAAACCCUGUACUUAUAUACGUUGACGGUGGAGAUAAAGCCGAAGGCUGGUACAAGAAAGGUGGUGAUAGUAGUACUGGAGAUGAAAAUUGGACAAAAGUAGAUCUCCCUGGUAUAACACCUACUAACUUUAAUAGCCUUACCUGUGAACACUGGAAAGUACUUGUAAAGGUACUAAAGAGUACAGGUGGAUGUAAAAGCUUGCAAGAAUGUCCUAAAGGGACUGUUAAACAACUGCAAGAACAAUCACAACAACUAGCACGUGCUGAUGAAGAAAAAGAAUCCGGGGAUGAAGUUGAGGAAGAAGAGAAAAAGAAAAAGAAGGGUGAUGAAGAACUAGGUGCUAAAGGAUCUCAAGAAUCUGCUGGUUCUGAUGGACCUAGGGGACCUACUGUUCCUGGUGAAGAGGAUGAUACUGGAUCUGUUGGAGAAGGUACUACUUCUCCUGGAUCUCCUCCCUCUGGACUACGCUAUUCUCAGUAUGCUCCUCAAGACUAUGGGAUAGAUAAACAAUUACAUUACAUAAAAACAUUCCCUCCACAAAUACAUUCAGAUACAUACAACUGA
Messenger RNA from Theileria equi strain WA, 1260 nucleotides. RefSeq lists its product as hypothetical. The coding region runs from base 1 to 1260 and encodes 419 amino acids. The transcript is spliced from 2 exons. Lineage: Eukaryota; Apicomplexa; Aconoidasida; Piroplasmida; Theileriidae. The record is from RefSeq and is a predicted model, not a curated record.